CUCUCAUCAUUGGUCGUGAUAGAGAUUAAUUAUUUUUUGACGCUUCGCUUUGGUUGUGUCGGUGGAGUUUUUUCUUUUUCUUUUUCUAUUUUCCAAGAAGCUGUUCGUGAAAAUGGUGUAGAGAGGAGUUGGUGUGACAUUGGCACUUGGCAGCUGUAUGCACCUGAGGUUUAACUCAGUUUUUUGUUCUUGUUUUUUUUUUUUUUCCCUGAUGGCGAUAUGUUAAAGAAGGAAAGAAUAGUUUUCAAGGAAAAAAAUCGGGUUUUUUAUCUGGGUUUUCAAGGAGAGUGGCAGAUGAACAAUGGAGGCCGCUGCAGGUUUAGUUGCAGGCUCCUACAACAGGAAUGAACUAGUCGUCAUCCGUCGGGAAGGAGAAUGUGGGCCGAAGCCACUGCAGACACUGGUUGGUCAAACCUGCCAGAUUUGUGGGGAUGAUGUUGGUCUUAAUGUUGAUGGAGAGCUCUUCGUUGCCUGCAACGAAUGUGCCUUUCCAAUCUGCAGGACUUGCUACGAGUACGAGAGGAGAGAAGGAAACCAGGUCUGUCCACAGUGCAAAACUCGAUUCAAACGUCUCAAGGGGUCUGCUAGAGUGGCGGGCGAUGAAGAAGAAGAUGAUAUCGACGACCUUGAGAAUGAAUUUAAUUUCGCUGGGAGGGAUAAGCGGGAUAUACAGUACCUUUCGGAGGCUAUGCUUCAGGGGCAAAUGGCCUAUGGCCGAGCUGGGGAUGCUGACAUGCCUCAAGCAGUUCAAACAACGACCCAACUUCCUCUGUUGACCAACGGCCAGAUGGUUGACGAUAUCCCUCCUGAACAGCAUGCUUUGGUCCCAUCUUUCAUGGCCAAUGGAGGGAGAAGCCAUCCACUUCCUUUCUCAGAUCCUAGCGUACCAGUUCAACCCAGAUCUAUGGAUCCGUCCAAGGACUUGGCUGCAUAUGGUUAUGGAAGUGUGGCUUGGAAGGAAAGGAUGGAGAAUUGGAAGCAAAGGCAAGAGAAACUACAGGUCAUGAAGAAUGAAAACGGUGGCAAGGAUUGGGACAAUGACGGUGAUGGGCCAGAUCUUCCCCUAAUGGAUGGAGCUAGACAACCGUUAUCAAGAAAAUUGCCUAUUCCAUCAAGUCAAAUUAACCCCUAUCGAAUGAUCAUCAUAAUCCGGCUUGUAGUUCUUGGGUUCUUUCUUCAUUACCGUGUCACAAAUCCAGUAAAUGAUGCAUAUCCAUUGUGGCUCAUAUCUGUGAUAUGCGAGAUUUGGUUUGCCAUUUCAUGGAUCCUGGAUCAGUUUCCAAAGUGGCUCCCAAUUGAUCGGGAAACCUAUCUAGAUCGGCUAUCCUUAAGGUAUGAGAAAGAAGGCCAGCCUUCUCAACUCUCUUCGGUUGAUAUAUUUGUGAGUACGGUGGAUCCAUUAAAAGAGCCUCCUCUGGUUACUGCAAACACAGUUCUAUCCAUUCUUGCUGUGGACUACCCUGUCGACAAAGUUUCUUGCUAUGUAUCAGAUGAUGGUGCUGCCAUGCUGACAUUUGAAGCAUUAUCAGAAACAUCUGAAUUUGCAAGGAAGUGGGUCCCUUUCUGCAAGAAAUUCAAUAUUGAACCUAGGGCACCCGAGUGGUAUUUUGCUCAGAAAAUUGAUUACCUUAAAGAUAAGGUCCUAACUUCAUUCAUCAAAGAGCGAAGGGCUAUGAAGAGAGAAUAUGAAGAGUUCAAAGUUCGGAUCAAUGCUUUGGUUGCGAAGGCUCAAAAGGUACCAGAAGAAGGGUGGACAAUGCAGGAUGGAACUCCAUGGCCUGGAAAUAAUGUCCGAGAUCAUCCUGGCAUGAUUCAGGUCUUUCUAGGACAAAGUGGGGGACAUGACACAGAGGGAAAUGAACUUCCUCGCUUAGUUUAUGUCUCUAGAGAGAAGAGACCAGGAUUUAAUCACCACAAAAAGGCUGGUGCCAUGAAUGCUUUGGUCAGGGUCUCUGCUGUGCUCACCAAUGCACCUUAUCUAUUAAACUUGGAUUGUGAUCACUACAUUAAUAACAGCAAGGCUCUCAGAGAGGCAAUGUGUUUCAUGAUGGAUCCACUAUUGGGAAAGAAAGUGUGUUAUGUGCAAUUCCCACAAAGGUUUGAUGGCAUUGAUAAGCAUGACAGAUAUGCCAACAGGAACAUUGUAUUCUUUGAUAUUAACAUGAAGGGUCUGGAUGGGAUUCAAGGGCCCAUUUAUGUUGGGACUGGAUGUGCGUUUAGAAGGCAAGCUCUGUAUGGUUAUGAUGCUCCAAAGACAAAGAAGCCACCCACAAGGACAUGCAAUUGUUGGCCAAAGUGGUGCUGCUGUGGAUGCUGUUGUUCUGGGAAGAGGAAGAAGAAGACAACAAAGCCUAAAUCUGAUAAGAAAAAGAGGGGUUUUAGGAGGGAAGAUGCGGGGCUACCUGUUCUUGCUUUGGAGAGUAUUGAAGAGAGCAUUGGAGCAGUUGAGAGUGAGAAGUCAGCUGUGACAUCUGAGCAGAAGUUGGAAAAGAAGUUUGGACAAUCUCCUGUGUUUGUUGCAUCCACCUUGCUUGAAGAUGGUGGUUCAUUGAAAAGUGCAAGCCCUGCUUCUCUGCUGAAAGAAGCCAUUCACGUAAUCAGUUGUGGCUAUGAGGACAAGACAGAUUGGGGAAAAGAGGUUGGUUGGAUCUAUGGUUCCGUUACAGAAGAUAUCCUUACAGGUUUUAAGAUGCACUGCCAUGGAUGGCAAUCAAUAUAUUGUAUCCCAUCAAGGCCAGCAUUUAAGGGAUCUGCACCCAUCAAUCUCUCCGAUCGUCUGCACCAGGUCCUUCGGUGGGCUCUGGGCUCUGUAGAAAUUUUCUUGAGCAGGCACUGUCCUCUAUGGUAUGGAUAUGGGGGUGGUUUGAAAUGGCUGGAGCGUCUAUCUUACAUAAAUGCUACCGUCUAUCCAUGGACUUCCAUUCCUCUACUGGCAUACUGUACCUUACCCGCUGUGUGCUUGCUUACUGGCAAAUUUAUCACUCCAGAGCUUAGCAAUGUUGCUAGCUUAUGGUUUCUGUCACUUUUCAUCUGUAUCUUUGCUACAAGCAUCCUUGAAAUGAGAUGGAGUGGUGUAGGUAUUGAUGACUGGUGGAGGAAUGAGCAAUUUUGGGUCAUAGGAGGUGUUUCUGCACAUCUUUUUGCAGUCUUCCAGGGACUUCUGAAGGUUUUGGCUGGUAUAGAUACCAAUUUCACUGUUACGUCAAAGGCAGGGGAUGAUGAAGAAUUCUCAGAGCUAUACAUGUUCAAGUGGACCACGCUGCUCAUCCCUCCUACAACAUUACUACUAAUAAAUAUUAUAGGAGUGGUUGCUGGCAUCUCAAAUGCAAUAAACAAUGGUUAUGAGUCAUGGGGUCCUUUGUUUGGUAGGCUCUUUUUUGCCUUCUGGGUGAUUGUCCACCUCUAUCCCUUCCUCAAGGGUCUAUUGGGCCGGCAGAAUAGAACUCCCACAAUUAUUAUUGUAUGGUCUAUUCUUCUUGCCUCAAUCUUCUCCCUUCUGUGGGUCCGCAUUGAUCCAUUCUUGGCCAAGUCGGAUGGCCCUAUACUGGAGGAUUGUGGAUUGGACUGUAAUUGACAGGUCGCUGAGGAGUAGGCCCUAUGUUCUUAUUAAAGAUGACACUCUGGAGUUUAAUGAUCAUGUUCUUUUCAGCAUAAUGAGACAAACGGAGAUGGACAUUUACAAAAGGGAGUUUGGUUUAGUGGCAGUCUGCAAUCUGUAGUUACACAUGUGGAUUGUGUUGGUGCAAUUUUGGAGGACUUGUCUUUAUGGCUACUUCUGAUGAAGGAAAUCCAAGAGGGUAGUAUCUCAGCUUGCUGCAAAUAUAUAAGUUUAUCAUUUCCUUGGAUGUUAUUUAGCAGUUGUUGAGCAGUGUGUUUCUUGAUUCUUUAUUGGUUUAGUUGGUGAAAGAGGGGAACAGUGAAGGGUAGAUUACAUUGUUACUAUGUGAUAUUGAAGUUUGAUUUGGCUAUCUCUACAUUGUUCUUCUUUACAAUAAGGGUGGGAUUUUUCCUGAAAAACAUGUAACAAAGAUGGAGAUCUUGGAGGUGAAUAAGUCACCAAAGACAUGAUGUUUUAGUAGCAAUAGUGAAACUACAAUUGGUUUACAGUGAUGAUGAUAGUUUGGCUGGAGCCAGCAAUCCAGCGAAAUGCUUUUGAUAGAGAGGGGUUUAUACAUAAUAGAAUGUGCUAUCCCCUUCGGGUUGUCCAAAUUCUUAGUAGGACAAUAUUUAAUUUUUUCUUGGUGGUAGCAUUUGCCGCCUAUCAUUCAUGGAAGUAGCAGUCUGCAUCUCCCAUGGAAGCUACCUGCUUAAAGAAGUCUGCAUAUCCACCCUCCUGGAAGCCGAUUGGAAUUCAACCAAAAUUUAUACCCCACUUAGAAUUGGCAUGAGCCAUAGCUGUGCAAAUCAGUCUCGAAGGAGGGCUGCUUGUAAGGACAAGCAAUCUAUGAACCACAGGUUAUCAUUACAAGAAUGGAUAUCUUUACAGUAGUGAAGAGUAUGUUGAAAGUUUAGUUUUACUUUAUUACCUUAGAGGUUGUUGAGUUGGCAUUAGAUGGAUUCAUUUGCUUUUCUUUUAUUUGUUUCUCUUUCUUCUAGAAAAAUAGGGAAGAAGAGAAACGUUUCUUGAAGUGAUCAUUUAUUUCCUUGUCUUUGUUAUGUCGAGAAAAAAUAAAUAUACAAUGUUACAGCAUAUUGAUGUGACUCUAGUAUUUGUGGUUGGGGACAGGAUCAGUUGGCUAUCGUCUCCCAGAAGACUGUAUUUUACUAGGAAUUUCUCAAAUGCUUCCUUUAGUUCCUCUGGUUUAUUCUGCAAACAAGUUCCAUUUAGUUCCA
Molecule: messenger RNA, 4833 nt
Organism: Nelumbo nucifera (sacred lotus)
Lineage: Eukaryota; Viridiplantae; Streptophyta; Magnoliopsida; Proteales; Nelumbonaceae
Product: putative cellulose synthase A catalytic subunit 3 [UDP-forming]
Biological process (GO): cellulose biosynthetic process
Cellular component (GO): membrane
Molecular function (GO): cellulose synthase (UDP-forming) activity
Source: RefSeq, a predicted model, not a curated record